Molecule: messenger RNA, 593 nt
Organism: Maniola jurtina (meadow brown)
Lineage: Eukaryota; Metazoa; Arthropoda; Insecta; Lepidoptera; Nymphalidae
Product: small proline-rich protein 2H-like
Exons: 2
Coding region: 70-495 (141 amino acids)
Source: RefSeq, a predicted model, not a curated record
AUAACCAUAAUCUUUUAAAUCUUUAGUUUUUUUAUUAAAAUAUUAAAUUUAAAAAUUGUAAAAGUUAAAAUGAGUGCCACAUUUUACAGUUACGACCCCUGCGUAUGCACAGGCAUGCCGUGUGGAGCUUGCUACCCAUAUUCAACAAAGCCGUGUGUAGCAUCAAGGAACGAUUUGGGACCAUGCUCAGUGUGCCCAGGCGGAGGGUGCUCGCCAUGUCCAGCGCCCGUGCGACCCUGUCCAGCUCCUUGUCCGGCACCACCCGUCCUGCCUUGCUUGCCUCCAUGUCCACCAUGUGAUAAGCCUGGAAAUCCAAUUCCCCCACCCGGCCGUAUCUGUGAAUCUGUAGCCAUUCCAUGCUGCAGGCCUAACAGAUGUAAGCCCUGUCCAUGCUACUGCUGCACGGAGCCUGGAGUGUGUUCAGCAAAACGGUGCAGCUAUCCUGGAGUCGCCGUGUGCGGUGGCUGCUGUGGCCCAUGCAUGCCCGUUUGGUGAUUCAGACACAAAGUUUUCGUAAAAAAAAUGGACUUCUUUGAUUGGAUUGGAUUGUACUUAUAUUUUUGUGAUUGAAACAAAUAAAGCGUUCUAAAUUA